This is a messenger RNA of Polyodon spathula (Mississippi paddlefish), 1060 nucleotides long. RefSeq names its product adhesion G-protein coupled receptor G2-like. NCBI's taxonomy places the organism in Eukaryota, Metazoa, Chordata, Actinopteri, Acipenseriformes, Polyodontidae. Gene Ontology annotation, cellular component: membrane. Bases 208 to 771 code for a protein of 187 amino acids. Gene Ontology annotation, biological process: adenylate cyclase-activating G protein-coupled receptor signaling pathway. The transcript has 5 exons. Gene Ontology annotation, molecular function: G protein-coupled receptor activity. The record is from RefSeq and is a predicted model, not a curated record.
CCAUCCUUCUGUUUGUUAUCUGCUGUAGGAGUCCCUGCUGUUGUGGUUGCUAUAGUAAUAGCUAUAAGCAGAGACAACUACGGGCUCAGUUCCUAUGGGAAAUAUCCGGAUAACUCACUGGAUGAAUUCUGCUGGAUCAACAGCAACGUUGCCUUUUACGUUUCGGUCGUGGGGUAUUUCAGCGUGAUCUUCCUGCUGAACAUAGGCAUGUUUAUUGUUGUGCUGGUGCAGCUGUGCCGCAUCAAGAGCCAGAAGCACCACACCAGCCAGCGGGGCAGCAGCUUCCGGGACAUCAAGAGUGUGGCCGGCCUCACCUUCCUGCUGGGCAUCACCUGGGGAUUUGCUUUCUUUGCCUGGGGAGCGGUGCAGCUGGCCUUCAUGUACCUGUUCGCCAUCUUCAACACCUUGCAAGGGUUUUUUAUCUUCGUGUUCCACUGCGCAGCCAAGGAGAAUGUCCGGAAAGAGUGGAGGAGGAAUCUGUGCUGUGGGAAACUCCGACUGGCCGAAAACUCAGACUGGAGCAGGACAGCCACCAACAUGAAGAAGAAGUCAGCGAUGCUGGUCAUGUCUUUCGGCUCUGGCUCCUCCAGCUCCCUGCACUCCAACAUCACCUCCAGCGGCUCCAAAACCUUCCUCGUCAGCAGAGAGCACGCCGCUCCUGCCACUGGAAAUGAUAACCACUACACGGAGAGGGAGAGGGUGUCGCUCAAUACACCGAAUGGAGAUGUCAUGCUCAAUGAGAUCUCCCACGACAGCUAUAAGUUGUCAUAAGCUGGAGGAAAAUGAUUACAAAACAGUCAGCCUUUCCCUGAGGAAGACUUUGAAGAAACAAGGAGGCAUGACGUUCAGCGAAGUGCAGUGACGUUAAACGCUAAAACGACAUGACGUUGCAUUCCCACCAUUCGGUCAACAAAAGCUGUUGUGUUUCUAAGUGGGUUUGUGUGUUUGUUUGUCUGUUUGUUUGUUUGUGCCACACACCAUAUGUUUAUAAAUGUAAUGGUUUAAAUUUUAUAGGAGUAAAAUGAACAACAAGUGGAAUAUUUGCAGCACUUGCACAAAC